Molecule: messenger RNA, 270 nt
Organism: Anisakis simplex (herring worm)
Lineage: Eukaryota; Metazoa; Nematoda; Chromadorea; Rhabditida; Anisakidae
Source: the annotation of a GenBank genome assembly
AUGAGCUUCAAGAAGCAAGAGCAACGAAACGGUCGCUACCUCAUUCCUCCAUCAAUCCAGGCAUGGCCGAAUGCGGACACUCAUCGCAACGCUAGAUUGAUCCUUAUGCCAAUAAAAUAUCGUGAUUAUAAUAAGAAAGUGGGUAUUUUUGCGGCCAGCAUCACGUGCAAAGCGAACGGCAUAUGGGCGCUAUCGUCACCGAAUACAGUGCAAAAUCCAAUUGGUGAUGUGAAAUUCACACAUAUCCGUUGUAAUCCGCCUAGCGAAUAA